Molecule: messenger RNA, 916 nt
Organism: Diorhabda sublineata
Lineage: Eukaryota; Metazoa; Arthropoda; Insecta; Coleoptera; Chrysomelidae
Product: protein NDUFAF4 homolog
Exons: 4
Coding region: 214-840 (208 amino acids)
Biological process (GO): mitochondrial respiratory chain complex I assembly
Cellular component (GO): mitochondrion
Source: RefSeq, a predicted model, not a curated record
UUUUAUUUUAUUUUUAAAGAGACGAGGUAUGCAAGAGGCGUGGUUUCCGAGGAAUUAUUAAAAGGAACAAAAAAAAUUAUAAUUGAUGUGAUUAACGUAUUACUUGUCGCUAGUUUAUAUUAAAAAACAGCCGGUUUCCAUGGAAUUAUUAAAAUUUAUUAAUGAGCAGUGUAUUUAAAACACGGUAGAACCUAACCUCAAACAAAUUAUAUCAUGGGGAAAGUGUUUUCGUCGAUAAAAAAUCCAUUUAAAAAUUUUAAUUUAGAAAGCAGAGCACAUAAAGUAAUAUCACAACCAAAACCAAUUCCAGCACCGCGACAUAAGAGGGAUCAAGAAACUUACGAGCAAAUGAUACAAGAAUAUCCAAAGGCGUUUGAGGAAAGUUUAAAGAAAAACGAAAAAUUAGAUAAGCAUUUGAAGAAUGUUUUUGUAGUUUCGCAAGAUCCGAAUGUAAAUAUCAAACAAGAACCUAAUCCUAAUAGACCUCUUCCAGCUGACAGGAGUCCUGUUCCAUCUUUUAUAUAUGGAAUAAAAGAACCAGAUCCUGAAAAAAUCCCGACGGGUAAAACCACUCUAGGAAAUGUAUUAGAAUUUAUAUCGAGGCAUCAAGAAGAUCCAAUAAACUAUAACGCCCAGAAAAUCGCUGAACAGUAUGUUCUAGACGAAGCAACAGUUGGAAAUAUAUUGAAAUACUUCAGGGUGUUUGAGAUGUAUUUACCCCAAGAAACGAGAAGUGCGAAGGCUAAAUUUGCAGGACCAAGUUUACCCAGAAUUCACGUUAUUAAAAAUAUUAGAAAACAACUUCCUCCACCUGAUUUGUCAAAAAACCAGAAUGACUAGGUGUAAACUAGGAUUUCGAAUUAAUUGUUAAUGUAGAAAUGUUUGAAAUAAUAAAACGUAUUAAUUUGUUCUCUAA